Messenger RNA from Struthio camelus australis, 5189 nucleotides. NCBI's taxonomy places the organism in Eukaryota, Metazoa, Chordata, Aves, Struthioniformes, Struthionidae. The record is from RefSeq and is a predicted model, not a curated record.
UGUGGCCGUGGGAAGCCGUAGGGUGCGGGUGGCCUGGCGCCCUAGGGGUCCGGGAGCUGGGCUGGUUGCUCUGCCGACUCUGUUAUGCUCUUGCAUCCAGCGCUUCGAUGGGGUGGGCAGAGCUGGACUGGGGAGAUGGCAAAAUCAGCUGAGGACUUCACAUAGCUGCUGACCAUCCAGAUCAAUAUCUGCAAAGGAAAAUGAAGCUGUGAUGAAAGAAGCUAACCAUGAAAGGUCACAGGAAUUUGUACUGCCUGUCUCCACAAUUACUAACAAGUAAGCAGUAUAUGACACCGUAGGAUGGAGGUGGACUUGGCUUCUGUUCAUGAGGCUUGUCACACAGGUGAGGAACACUCAGGUGAUUUCAGGCAAACCUCUGAGAGGGUGGGCCGCAAAGCCAGCCUCCAGCUGGAGGUGGAGGAAGAUUACUCGCCACCUUCUAGUCCUGAGUGCAUCCCUGCUGGGCCUUCAGUCCGACAAGAAAUUGUUGUAGAACUGCAGUGUGAAGAAGAGGAGACUUUUGAAACUUACUACCAGAAACGUAACUCGACCACCCCUGGGGUUUUUGUCACUUCCAGCACCAACUUUGACUUGCAGUGUGAAGACGAAGAUUUAGAGCGCUGUUCCUCUGAUCGCUCUGAGGAACCUCAAGGAGGGAUAAGUGAUGAUGAUGAAAGCAUCAUUCUUAUUGAUCCUUUUGAGGAGGAGGAGGACUUGGAGCCCAUCUCUGGAAGUACUUUGACUUACAGGAGCAAGAAGUGUGAUGCCUCUUUCCAGGAUGUGAGUGAGUUGCAAGAACACAAGCAAAUGCACUUUGUGGAAAACUCAUAUCAGUGCCCUAUCUGUGGCAAAGAGUUCUUCCGUGCUGCAAACUUGAGAAUGCACAUGCUCAUUCAUUCCAGUGACAGGCCAUACAAAUGUCCAGAAUGUGACAAGGGUUUCAUCCGCACGGCUGACGUCUGGAGGCACCUACGCAACGUACACAAGAUAGAGCGUUCAAAAAUUUUAGGAAAUGGCAUGGCUAGGAACCUGUGGUCUGCCGCACACAGGAACCAGAAUGGUGGCGGAGAUGUUUAUCAGCAGUGUUCUGGUGACCAAAUGCCUGGAGAGGAAGACUAUAAACCAUACAUCUGUCCAACGUGUGGCAAGGGUUUCGAUAAGCCUAACCUGCUUUCCAAACACAAGGUGAUCCACCGACAAGACAAGCCUUAUGAAUGUCAAGAAUGUGGAAAGUCCUUUGUGCAACUGCUCAGGCUGAAAAGACACCAGCAGACUCACUCUGGGGAGCGCCCCUUCUAUUGUGAGGAGUGUGGAGGGACGUUCACCCGGCUGGCAUCGCUCCAGCGCCAUCAGCGGAUCCACACUGGGGAGAAGCCCUACUCCUGUGCUUACUGCGCUCAGGAUUUCACUGAGUCAGGUUCCUUGAGGAGACACGAGCGCACACACAAAAUGAAAACUCCGAAAGACCAGUGUUUGCUGGCGCCUAUGCAUCAGAAGAUGGAUGUGAAGGUGGACUGGGACUCUGAGAAUAACAUGUGUGACACAGGUGAGAAGCAUUCUAGUUAUUCCAGACAGACCAAUAAACGGAUGGGCCACAAAUCUAGCCUCCAGAAGGAGGCAGACAUGAAUUACUCGCAGAGAUCCACUCCUCGUUGCAACCCUUCCGGACCUUCAGGUAAACAGGAGCUUCCUGUAGAGUUGCAGUGUGACGAUGAAGAGACCUAUGAGACCUACUACCAGAAACGAGGUGAGACUACAGCUGGGAUAUUUGUCACCUCCAGUACCAACUUUGACUUGCAGUGUGAAGACGAAGAUUUAGCGCGUAGUUCCUCUAAGCGCUCCAAGAAACCACAGAGAAGGUUGUGUGAUGAUGGUGAAAACACUGUUCUUACUGAUGUUUUUGGUGAGGAGGAGCUGGAGCCCAACCCUGGGGAACCUUUGCCUUAUCGGUGCAAGAAGUGUGGUGCCUCUUUCCGGGAUAUGAGUGAGCUGCAGGAACACAAGCAAAUCCAUCUUGUGGAAAAUUCAUACCGAUGUCCUGUCUGUGGCAAAGAGUUCUUCCGUGCUGCAAAUUUGAGAAUGCACAAGCUCAUCCAUUCCAGUGACAGGCCACACAAGUGUCCAGAAUGUGACAAGGGUUUCAUCCGCACGGCUGAUGUCUGGAGGCACCUACGCAACGUACACAAGAUAGAGCGUUCCAUGGUGAUCUUAGGAAAUGGCAUGGCCAGGAACCCGUGGUCGAUAGUGCACCGUAACCAGCACAGUGUUGAGUACACUGAUCAGCCUUGUGCAGAAAACCAAAAGUCUGAGGAAGAAGAUUAUAAACCUUAUGCCUGUCCGACGUGUGGCAAGGGUUUCGAUAAGCCUAACCUGCUUUCCAAACACAAGGUGAUCCACCGACAAGACAAGCCUUACAAAUGUCAAGAAUGUGGUAUGGCAUUCGUCCAGCUGCUCAGGCUGAAAAGACACCAGCAGACUCACUCUGGGGAGCGCCCCUUCUAUUGUGAGGAGUGUGGAGGGACGUUCACCCGGCUGGCAUCGCUCCAGCGCCAUCACCGGAUCCACACUGGGGAGAAGCCCUAUUCUUGUGCUUACUGUGGUCACUGCUUCACUGAAUCUGGUACCCUACGGAGGCAUGAGCGUACGCACAAAUUGGACAAAUCUUAAUACUUUGUUCAUUGUGAUUGUGGUUGCCUUGGUUGCUUCUUACUUGAAUGAGGCCUGUCCAACUGGGCUGAAGAAAUCACUCCACCGCAUGUGCAAUGGCCAGUCUGGAUCCCACUUCCUAGCAGUGGGGAAAGUUACAUCACAGGGAUUUCUGCAACUUCUACUGACAGAUGUGCUGACUGGCUUUAAGCCGGUGUUCUAUGAAGAAAUAACUUCAUUACCUCUGUGUUUAUUAGCUGAAUUGGAGGUGCAUCAGGUUGAGUUUUCUGCAAGGAUGUGCAGGCCAUGGAGCUUUUCCCUGCAGUCUUGGUUACCGAACAGACUGGCCUUGCUCUCUGGAGCAAGAUUGUUCUUCAGCACUGGGUUUGGAGAUCUGUUGCUGCAGGUCUUCACUAAGACAGAACAGUCCAGAGGUGCCCACAUAUACAUUCUGUCUGUGCAUUCUGUUGAGUUUUUUCUUUUUAUUAGGUAUUUUUAUUUGGAGGGGAAGUAUCCCAUUGGUUAUUUAAAAAAAAAAAAAGUUCCAUAAUACAUUGAACCGUUAUCAGCUGUAUUUCAUACAUGUUUUUAUCUAAGGGUGUACUGAUCCCUCACACACUUUCAUGUGAUUAGUUGAAUGACUGUUAAAAAUGGAGAGAGAACUUUAUUUUGGUUAUGAUGGUGCAUGUUGUUGAGGUGGGGGAUUAGAACAAAUUUGUGUUUCUGAUAGAACUGUGUGCUCUAGCUCUGCCCGGCUGAGUAUCACAGUAGCAAACAUUUGAAAACAUAAAAUACAAUGAGCAGGAAAAAGACCAAAUUUAAGUCACCUUUUGCUACUCGUUGCAUAGGAAUCUUUCUGAUUUAAAUAAGUUGUUUUGAUUUCCUCAGCGAUAAGGAAAUGUCUCGUAGGAGAACUGUGUUUGAUUCAGGUGUUCUGUGACAUGUGUACACAGGUGUCUGUGUACUACCCAAAGCGUCUGCUGGACUCUUUGCUUUGGUUUGGACUGAAAUGGUUAGUGAAGAAAAAAUCCCUUAGAAACUAGCUCUUCAGAUUUGGGCAGUUGUUGCGAAAUACCCAAAGACUGUAGCUUCCGAAGAGGUAUUGUGUUGCCUCAGUUACAGCAGUGGGGUUUUUACAUUUGAAACUUAAUCAUGACACUUAAAAUAGUCUACAAUUAAUCACUGUGCUAGAAACAACCAGAUUGUCCUUAAGUCACGGCCUUGGUUUCCUUUCUGUGUCAGAAAACUUUGCUUCCUCCUGCUGCCAGCUACCAAAAUUUCACUAGUUUCUUUCUAAUGAGUUGUGCGUUUUCAGCAUGAAGUUCUCCAGCACACUGAAAGUUAAAUUUUGAGGUAAUGUACCUUUACGUUUAGUUCCAGGCUAUUUAAUGCAAAGUACUGAUUGUGUUUGCACAUUUAAUAGAGUGAAAAAUAACUGUAGCGUUCCCCUGGAUUCAGAGAUGAAAUCCAAGCACCGUGUCUCAGAACUUGGAUUAAUGGUGUUGCUGUUUGUGGGGUGAUGUCUGCUCAGCACCUUCCAUCUGUGCAACAGUGGAGCAAGCAUUUUACAGGUAUGGUCACUGUAGUAUUUGGUGUGAGGACCUUGGCUCAAACCAAGCUGAGCCACUGUCCUCAGCAGUAGUUUAGCUUGUCAUGGAUGGGAGACCAACUCUCCCAGCCUCACUAAUGGAUCAUUUUAAUUUCAUUCUGCAAAGGAGUCUCUGGAUUAGGGAACUGAUCUGUAUGCUGGUUCUUAGGGAAAUGUUAUGUUGUCUCUGAAAUGAUGUGCUGUUGUAAUGCUGGAAUCUCUACCUGGGAGGCUCCGAACCUUGUGUGUCAUGUGCGUUUGUUAUCACUGUGAGGGACUAUUCUCCAAACUCACCUCGCUCGGUACAAUUUUAGAUUUGCGAAAGGCUUUUGACAGAGUCCCUCACCAAAGGCUCUUAACUGAGGGAUGCUUAGCCUCUCUAAGAGGGAUGGUCUUCAAAUGGAAAAAUUACUAGCCAAAAAGAAAUGAUCUGGAGAGAGGAGUCAGCAGUGGUGUUCUGCGGGGGCCAUGCUGUUCAACAGAAUAUGAAAUGACCUGGAGAGAGGGUGAAUAGCACAGUGACAAAACUACCCCAAAAGCUCCCGUGCACUUAGUUUCCCCCCUCAUCCUCUAAAUGCAUUCUGAAGUCGUCAGCUGCAGUGUAGCCUGUGCAGCGGCCCACUUCCUUUCUACCUCAGGUAUUCAGUGCCCUUGCUGUAAGGGGUUUUAGUAGUCAAUUAAAUUGCAUCAGUAUGCACAUCUUUGUUGUGUGACUGUUCUGAUUAGACAGUUGCACUAAUUGGGGACAUCUAGUUAUUCUGUUCUUUGGGGUUAGCAGUUGGUGGAAUUCAUACCUGUAAGAGCAUAAUGUUGAAAGUGUUUUGAACAAAGGCUCAUUUAAUGGGAAAAUUAAAUGGUUGGUGAAAUGAAAACUACUAGGCUUAACUAAAAGGUUAUUAAAAGAUAUUUGCCUGGAAGGUUGACUUGGAUGUAAAAUGCUUGAAUAUGUGAAGGG